ACUAUUAUGUCAUUACGCAGAUUUGAGGUUAUGUUUUUGUUAAAAUUGCAAUGAGAUGUUUGGUUUUGUUUUAUAAUCUAAUAUUUUUGUUCUACAUAUUGUAAUUUAUAAUAUGUUCGCCGUUAAAUUAAGACCAUGGUAUCACAUUUGUGAUAAGAUAAUAAUUCGGAGUUUAAGAAAUAGAAGACUAAGAGAUGGAGGUCUAGGACAGAAUCCAGGUUUGGACAAUAGGAUUAAAGCAUUUAGAGAAGACGGUUUUCAAGUCACGGACGAUGACGCCGAAGAAUUCAUCGAACAAUCUGAAAGCGAUUUCUAUAAUAUGGGCGAGACUUACAAUGAGCAUCUGAAUGAAACACUUAUAGGGAAGUAUGAAUUAAGACAUAAAAUUGUUAAAGAAAAAUAUUUCAAGGAAAAUAUGCCCAAUCUUUUGACAUGGAGUGAGAAGGAACAAAUACGUCAUUUGGCUAAUACACAACCUGAGGAAUGGACACCUGAGAGGUUAGCGGAAAGCUUUCCAGUCACAGUUCCUGUAGUGAAGAAACUAUUGAAGUAUCCAUGGAAGCCAGCAACAGAACAGCGUAUUGCACGCCAUGAUGCUUCAGCUAUGAGGAACUGGAAGGAAAUCAAAGAAAGAACACUAGACAUACCAGAUGAAUUGUAUAAACAUUUUCUUAAAUUUUCUGAAAGGACAAUUCCACCACUAAACAAAACAUCAAUUAAAAUUAAUGUAACUGAGGAACAAAUGGGUGAGUUUGAAAGUAUCAUUCAAAGGUGCGCGGCCAAGGAGAACUGUGAAAAUACAGGUAAUCAUAAAUAUAUUGGACAACAAGAAACCCACACUAAUGGAAGUAAACAAAGAAGUGACCUCAAAAGAAUUACUUUAAAUGAAUUAACAGAAAGAAUAAAAAAACGUUUAGAAGAUGGCAAAGAUAUCAAUGAACCUGAUAAAAAUAUUUUAAAUACAAUUAAUUCUAAUAUGCCUGAAAUGAAUUCAGAAAAAUUACACAAAGAAAUACAAUUGUAUGAAGUAAAUAAUGAAGACAAAGAAAUUAGUGAAUAUAAAGAAAAAGAAAAAAAUAUAUUUAAUUUUGGAUCUUAUCCCGAAAGAAUUAGGAUCCCCAAGAAAGCGUACAAAAAAAAUGCAACAUAUAAAAUAAAUGACUGUUAUUAUGAUCAUGAUGGUAGAUUUUUGUAUAGAGUUGUAGGUAUGUCUUAAAUUGUGAUGUCAUAAAAUAGCACUUUAAAUAAAACAAAUAGAAUUGAAGCCUUAUAUAUUUUUUAUAAAAAUUAUAUGCAUUUCAUUUGUCCAAAAUAAAAUAACCAAUUUCAACCAAUAUGACUAAUACACAACUAGUUUAUAUAUAAUAAAAGUAUGCAUAUUGUGUGGAUUGCAUAUCAUUCCCCAUUAGUAUGUGUAUGUGAUCUGACUCCACAUUAAAUACAGCAAUAUUAUUUUAAAAAUACAUUAAUGUCUUGAUAUCACCAUUGUACAUUACAUGUAUGGAAUAAAAAAUAUGGCCUAUAAAAUGAUCACUUUACGAGGCUAUACUAAAUAAAUAGUGUCUCUCAUGGCUAAUUAAAAACAAAAGGAAAAUUCUAAAUGUAAAUUUAAAAUAUUAAUGUUUUGGUACAUCACAACAUGUAAAUUAUAUAGCUUAGUUUCCACUGCUAAAAUAAUUUAUUCGGGUGUUGAGUACUUUAGCAAAAUAAUUACUGAACAAUAGCGCAUUUUUAACUAGCCUUAUAAAAAAAACAUAUAUAUAUAUAUAUAUAUUUAAUCUGAUAUACACGAGUAAUAUAAAUCUGUUGUAAUCAAUUCUGUAGACUUAAACUAAAUUUUGAUGAAUAACAAUUAUAACCUACUAUGAUAUAUGGUUAUUAUUAUGAGUAUCAUUGCUCCAUAUAAUAUAGUUUAAUAUAUGAUUACAAGUCUUCAUAUUACUGAAAAAGUUGAAUUUUUUCGAGUCUUAACUGUGUACUAACAUUACAUAAUUUGUAGUUUUACUUUAUUGCUAUCGUGAAAUUAACAAAAAUAUAAUUUGUAAUUAUAUUAUUGAUUAGGCCUACAUUUUAAUUAUGAUUUUGCAAUUCAUAAGUUACAUAGUAUGAGAGUACAUUUUUAAAACAAUUAUACAGUGUAGUAAAUAUCACUCAUUGUCAGGUGAAAUACCAAUUGUUAUCAAAUUAGUGAAGAAACUGGAGUGGUCAGUAACUUUAAUGUUACAUUAAAUGAAUAACAUGAUUUUAUCAUAUUUAUUAAAGUUAAUUAUUUUUUUGACACCUAUAAAUACUUUCGAAUUUUGGCAGUCACAUUAUCGUCUUCGAAGAUUUAAUAUUUAGUGAACCAUAAAGGAAAUUUAUUAAUCUAAAUAGUAUUAUUAAUUAUAAAAAAAAAACUACUGGAAUGAAUUAUUAUGUUAUUCUGAAUUUAUAAUAAUAAUAACAUUACUUACAGAUGAACAAAGUUCGAUAAUACUUUGAUGGCAAAAAAAAAGACAAAUAA
Messenger RNA from Achroia grisella, 2503 nucleotides. RefSeq lists its product as uncharacterized. The record is from RefSeq and is a predicted model, not a curated record. Gene Ontology annotation, cellular component: nucleus. The transcript has 3 exons. Bases 113 to 1216 code for a protein of 367 amino acids. NCBI's taxonomy places the organism in Eukaryota, Metazoa, Arthropoda, Insecta, Lepidoptera, Pyralidae.